AUGGGCAAGAACCACCUCGGCAAGAACGCCCGCCUCCGCGCCAAGAAGCGCAUGCUUCGGGCAACCCAAGCCCUCCUGAACGGCACCGCCACCACCACCGACGACGAUCCCCUCGCCGGCCUCACCAACACCCAGCGCACCAAAAAGCGCGUUAGACAGGCCACCCAGCAGCGCCUCAACGGCAUCAAGAUCCGCACCCAAGCCGACGCCGCCGUCAUGAAGCACACCAUGGACCAGGCCAUCGAGGAGAACAAGGACUGGCGCCUGCGCGUCGAGACCAGAGUCGCGGCGGGCCACAAUGCCCUCCAAGACCAUGUUAAACGGGAGGGUGUGAAGAUGGAGAUUGUUGGCGCCAAGAUGGAGAUGGUCAACCAGGAUAUGGGAGAUCUGCGCCAGAAGAUCGUCGAAUUGGAGACGCAGCUGCAGCAGGUUCGCGAUGAUGGCGCCGCCCUUCGAGCUGAGUUCCAGCAGCUCCGCGAUUCCGUUGGGCGCGAGGGCGGCAGCCAGCAGGAGGGUGCCAACGAGGAGGGAUGGAAGGGGCGCCUGCGCUCUCGCAAGAAGGCUUGA
This is a messenger RNA of Colletotrichum chrysophilum, 567 nucleotides long. RefSeq lists its product as uncharacterized. The record is from RefSeq and is a predicted model, not a curated record. Bases 1 to 567 code for a protein of 188 amino acids. The transcript has 3 exons. Lineage: Eukaryota; Fungi; Ascomycota; Sordariomycetes; Glomerellales; Glomerellaceae.